AUGCGGCGUCUCGGUCUGCAAUACGAUGGCUGGUUGCGUCGGUCGCCCAUGCUAACUAAGAGCGUCACAUCGGCGGUUCUCUUUGGACUGGGGGAUCGAAUUGCACAGAGGGUGGAGAAGUCUCAGAGGGGUGAUGAUUCACGUGUCAAAGAGAUCGAAAACGAUGGAGCGUUCGUUAGCGACAGCACAGCUCGAACCAUGCGAAUGAUGAUCUGGGGAAGUGUUCUCUUCACUCCUAUUGCACACACGUGGGUCAACUUCAGUGAGCGCGUGGUCGGAAGCCAUGGGAAGGUCGUGGUUUUCAAGAAGAUGCUGCUGGACGCGCUUGUUCUCGCUCCAAGUAUCAAUACGAUCUUCUUCACGUCAACGCAAAUGAUGCAGGGAAAAUCUUUCGGCCACGGCGUAGACUUUGCUGUGGACCGGUUGCCGCAGACGCUCAAGGCCAACUACAUGAUUUGGCCGCUUGCGAAUAUCGUCAACUACAGCUACGUACCACUGCAAUAUCGCAUCUUGUUCAUUAACUGUGUCAACCUCGUGUGGACAUCAGUCCUCUCGACCAUUUCAAGCCGACCUGCGUCUGCUACUUUGAAGCAGAAGAGAGAAGCGAAGAUUGUCAUGCCUUCCGAUGAAAAGCUAUAGUGCUGAAGAGGAGGCCAAAACUGCUAUCUCUGAGAGCUGUAUUUCUUGUAAAUAAUAGAUGUAACUCACAA
Molecule: messenger RNA, 710 nt
Organism: Phytophthora infestans T30-4
Lineage: Eukaryota; Oomycota; Peronosporomycetes; Peronosporales; Peronosporaceae
Exons: 1
Coding region: 1-639 (212 amino acids)
Cellular component (GO): cytoplasm; membrane
Source: RefSeq, a predicted model, not a curated record